AUGAAGCCUCUCGCCGCUCUGCUCGUCUCCAGCCUCCACAUCCAUUGCCUUUGCCUACUACUCCGGGGAGCACAUGCCACGGCGCCGGCGCCGGGAGCCCACCACAAGUACAACGCGACGGUGUACAACGCCUCGGCAGCGCGGUGCGCGGACUGCGACGGCGGGGGAGACGGCGCCGCGGCCGGCGCGGCGCUGGGCGGCCUCGGCGCGUGGGCGGAGGCGGCGGAGUUCCUCUACUACCACAACGCGGUGCGGAUGGCGCGGUGGGAGCUGCCGCUGGCGUGGUCGCCGCGGCUGGAGUCGUACGCGCGGUCGUGGGCGUCGCAGCGCCGGGCGGACUGCGCGCUGCGGCACUCGUUCCCGGAGGGCCAGUUCGCGCUGGGCGAGAACAUCUUCUGGGGCGGCGCCGGCGCGGCGUGGCGGCCCGGGGACGCCGUCAAGGACUGGGCGGCGGAGGGCGUGGACUACUCGUACGCCGCCAACGCGUGCGCGCCCGGCCGGGAGUGCGGCCACUACACGCAGAUCGUGUGGCGCCGCACCGCCUACGUCGGCUGCGCGCGCGUCGUCUGCGACGACGGCGGCGUCUUCAUCACCUGCAACUACUACCCGCCGGGGAACGUCGUCGGGGAGCGGCCCUACUGA
Messenger RNA from Triticum turgidum subsp. durum (durum wheat), 642 nucleotides. The record is from the annotation of a GenBank genome assembly. NCBI's taxonomy places the organism in Eukaryota, Viridiplantae, Streptophyta, Magnoliopsida, Poales, Poaceae.